AUGUGUGCAGUCUGCACCCUCUUAUCAGCUUCCUCAGGAGUCUUCAAGGCCCGUUGCGUCUUAUCGCAUUAUCACUACCUUCCCCUGCCCACACCGUACGAUGACGGAGUUUCCAUCUCCCAGUCUAGUCCUCAGACGUUACGUAACUGGUUGGCAGGUCUAAAGAUGCCCGUGUACAAGGGACAGCUGGCGAGGGAGGAAGGAGAAGGCGAAGGGGAGCAGAUCCUCCACGUCUUUGACUACGGCGCGGACGAGGCAGAGGAAAGGAAAGGCACGUACCGGAAACAGCUGAUAGCGCAGGAAUCGGGGAUCUACGUGGGGCGUCGGACCGUCGGAAGCAGCCCAGGACUCCGCGAGAAACUGGCGGAGGGCAAGGAGUUCCAGGCCCACGUCGUCAAGUGCCCCGGCGGCUCCUACGAUUAUGUUCUCAAGGCCUGGGAUGUGGGACGGGUGGCGCCCCCGGAGGAACACUACCCGAAGGAGGACGAAGAGAUGGCGGCCGUUGUCAUAGACAGGAGCGGGGAUUUCCUGACGGUUGCUUGCGGUCCCAAUGUUGCCUUCACGACCAAAAAAUCAUUUCUGACUGCAGGAGUGGACCCUGACGACCUGUCGCUGCCCUUCUAUCGGCUGAAAGUUCGGCUGUCCAAAUCUGACACGAGGCCUGCGGAGAUUCCCCUGGCUGCGUGGGAAGCUCGGCCAACACAGGUUUCUAAGCGAGAGCAAAGACAAGAGGUGAAGGAAUAGCCUGGUUUUCUUGUUUUUUGUUGUAGUCCGGGGCUACCUGUCGAUGAAUUAGUAAUAGCAACGACUAGUGACAUCGAGUUCAGUUGCCACGGCGACUACAAGCUUGCCGGGUGCCAUGGGCUCUGUGCGUGACGUAUUACAGCAUUGAUGUAAUUUUAUCUACCAUUAUUUUGAUUUCCCUUUUCCCUUAUCAAAUCAACAGUGGAUUAAUUCACAAACAUGCGGUGUAAUGUCAUUUCAUUAAGUUAUUGCAUUUGAUUCUAUUUUUUUCUUUUGUUUAUCCAAUUUAUUAUUUUGUGUGUGAAUAUGCAUAUGCUUUAGACACCAGAUGACAAAAAUAUUUUUAUGUAUAUCCCACUGGUAAUGACUACCACUAAUUACCAUUAUGAUAAUCAUGGGAAUCCAUCAUCAUAUUAAAGAACCAAUAUAUAUUUUUUUUUUUUCAAACAACAUACUUUUUCUAACCAUGUUUAUAUCACACAUUACAGUUUUCAUCAAAUCCAAGUGUUAAUAAUUACGUGAAUUCGUCAUUAUGUAAAAGAACCAAUAAAUUUGUCAAUCUGCA
Penaeus monodon (black tiger shrimp) is the source of this 1309-nucleotide messenger RNA. RefSeq lists its product as uncharacterized. The record is from RefSeq and is a predicted model, not a curated record. The coding region runs from base 1 to 744 and encodes 247 amino acids. The transcript is spliced from 7 exons. NCBI's taxonomy places the organism in Eukaryota, Metazoa, Arthropoda, Malacostraca, Decapoda, Penaeidae.